AUGCGCUUGUUCCUCUUGUUCCUCUUCCUAAUCACCACCGUGCUCUCCAUAGGCUUGGAUCCAGUGCUCACGAAAUCAGUUAUGCAACAACGUCGAGAAAAAAUAUUCAAGAGAUGCAUGGAAAUCUGCGUCGAGGACGAAGAAGUUGCUAAGCCUAAUCAGAUUUUAUGCUCUCAAUGUCGUCUUCCCAUUGAUCCAGAGGGCCUGUUUUUAUAA
Messenger RNA from Necator americanus (New World hookworm), 216 nucleotides. RefSeq lists its product as uncharacterized. Bases 1 to 216 code for a protein of 71 amino acids. The record is from RefSeq and is a predicted model, not a curated record. The transcript is spliced from 2 exons. NCBI's taxonomy places the organism in Eukaryota, Metazoa, Nematoda, Chromadorea, Rhabditida, Ancylostomatidae.